AUGGGGGACAGGCUGAAAGACAAGUCGAACAAGCAGCGUGUGCAGCUGGGCCUCGAUCCCACGGAUGUCCCUGUGCCGAUUGAUGAAGAUGGUGAAGAAGGGGUGGAAGGCCUUCCGACGAGUCCCGGCCAAAAGAGAGCUGGGGUCGAGAUGGCCGGGGCCAGAAAGGGAAGCCGCACAGAUGGUAAGGGCGAGAGCAAGACGAUCACGCUGGAUGUUGACAGUCUUCGGGCGCUCCUUCGAGAGCAAAGUGAUGAGUUGCUCGGUCGUCAACGGGAGCAAUUAGACGCGGCCAUCGGUGACCUGGAGGGGCGAACCUUGGCUCGCGUAGAAGCAGUGCAGGACCAGGUCCAGGGGCUCACGGGGCGACAGGUGGACCUGGAGGGCAAGGUUGAGAGCUUAGAGAAGGGAUUGGCCGAAUUGACGGACCUGGUGCGCAACGGAGGGCGCGCCGCGGAUGUGACCACCAGGGAUGCAUUGGACGAGAAGAGGAAGACCACACUGGUGGUAGGGGGCUGGCCGAAAGACUCCAAACGACGACUCAUCCUCCACGAUCUUCAGCAAGCCAUUGAGGCCCUCGGCUUGCAGGGUGCGAUCACGGGGGAGCCCUUCGUUACUGGACCCAGGAGAUCCGUAGCCUUGGUUCCGAUGCCGAAAGCGCCGGGGGAAUCUGACCAACAUCACCGAGAUAGGAUGUUCGGUGUGGUUCAGAAGUUCUCAGGGUCUGAAGUACUCACUAAGGACGGGGCAAAGCUGUGGUGUGCCUUCUCGAAGACUCAGGAACAGCGAAUCAUCUCAGGACAUGCUGCGCUUCUCAAGCGUGUGGUUACCGCAGCAGGUCAGGCCGCGGGUGACCUCUUGGACUUCGAAUGGAAGACGGGGACAACAUGGUCCGACGAGGGCAUGGUGGGAAGCGCCUGCCUCCCGGUCCCACCAGGGGUGGACAUGAGGAAGGUGGUGGUCUUCGAGGAGACCACACAAAAGCACUGGGUCGACCUCACACUUCUAUCCCGCCUGACGAAGAGGCUAGUCAAAGAAACUGCUCAGCUUGUGGAAGAGCAGAAGGAAGUAUGUACAGAUGGUCAGAAUGAUAUCCUUGAAUUCAAAGUCAAUGGUUGGAAUGUUGGAGGUUGUGAAAUCAGCGACCUCGAGCAGCACUUCCGAGAUGGUUGUGAGUGUUCCCUUUCAGCGGACUCUUUGCUGACCUUGCAGGAGCUGCCGCGGGAUAAAGCAGGGUGGUCCAAGCAGGAGUGGGGAUUGGAUACAGAGACAGUGAGUGGGCACUACUCCGUCGUGCAUGGUCGGGCAGAGGGGCGAGCGAGGGUAUGUAAGACGCCGGCGGCGUGGAAGGAGGGAUUUGCGGCAUCUCAGGAGGGCGACCCACAUCAGGCAGUGCACGACCGCCUCACUCAAGUGUAUGCUGGGGUUCCCCCGCUUCCUAACCAGGGACCGCCCGUCGGGGAGGUGCAGGGAUUUACAGAGGAGGAAUUGGACAGAGCUCUGGAGCAGAUGCAACCAGGCAAGUCUGUUGGCAGUGACGGGACAAGCAAGGAACUGCUGGUUGGGCUUUGUGGACUAGAAGGGGGCAAAUCUUUACUGCUCGAGUUCCUCACUCGGGUCUUGACGACGCAGGAAAUUCCUGAACAGUGGAAUGUCCCCCUCAUGAUCCUUUUACCCAAACUUACACAGCCACUAGCUCCGAAGGAUCUGAGACCGAUUUCAAUGAGCUCAGCAAUCAGCAAACUGUUCUCUCGUCUCCUUCUCAACCGAUGCUUGACACGCCUUUCGUUGUCUACGCAUGCCCAGUGCUCUGGACCUGGAAGGCAGACUUCGGAUUAUGUUUUUGCAAUCUGGAGGGUGCUGGAACUAGAACGUGAAUGGCACCGAGGGCUCUGUGUAGCCAAGUUGGAUAUCUCCAAAGCAUUCGACACUGUUUCGAGGGAAAGGAUCCUGGAUAAGCCAGAGGCUGGGAGAUACACCUGA
Symbiodinium necroappetens is the source of this 1983-nucleotide messenger RNA. The record is from the annotation of a GenBank genome assembly. Lineage: Eukaryota; Dinophyceae; Suessiales; Symbiodiniaceae.